This is a messenger RNA of Ostrea edulis (European flat oyster), 2718 nucleotides long. RefSeq lists its product as uncharacterized. Bases 216 to 1037 code for a protein of 273 amino acids. NCBI's taxonomy places the organism in Eukaryota, Metazoa, Mollusca, Bivalvia, Ostreida, Ostreidae. The record is from RefSeq and is a predicted model, not a curated record. The transcript is spliced from 2 exons.
ACAAGAUGGCGGGAAUACGUGGAUUCCAACUGUCCCAAAUUUUUAUCCUUUUAAUGCAGUUUUAUCAACUUAUUUAUGCCACCACCAGCGGCAAAGUAUUGAGAAAGGAAUAUUCUACCUCUGGAAAAUUGGUAAUCGUGAACAAUCAGCCGGAGUUUACAAACAAUACUUAUUUUAUAUAUCAGAUGUGUGACCGGAAGUCGUAUUUAUAGAAUAUGCUACAUACAAACAGUCGCUUUGAUUACGCCCUAGUAAAAUGCAUACUCCUCUGCGGUGAUGUGUCGCCUAAUCCAGGGCCAGUUAGAUUUCCUUGCAGUACAUGUAGAAAACCAGUAAAAUCUAACCAGAAAGCGAUACAAUGCGACUUCUGUGAGCUAUGGGUUCAUCUGAAAUGUACAAACUUAGAUCAUGCUGCUUACAUGAGUCUCGGUAAAUCUGAAGACUACUUCUACUGCAAUCUGUGUGAAUCCCGACUACCAAACUUUACGGAUUCAUUUUUCAAUGACGAGGAAAUCACUUACUCCCAGCCGCCGAGUGGGGACGGGAUGCACAAAAAUGUACAUUUCACAUCAGCAAAUCAGAGUAAUUCCCCUUUGGCUACACCAAAUGGGAAAUCGAAAGUACAAGAAAAUGAGGAAGACGAUAUAUUUGUUGAACUUUUUUCAGCUAGGAAAGCUAAUCCAAAGAAAUUUAUAGUCGCAUACCUAAAUAUAAACAGUCUGCGGAGCAAAAUCGAGCACAUACAUGAGCUAUUAACUCGAAAUAUAGUUGAUAUACUCUUUUUGUCAGAAACAAAAGUUGAUGAGACUUUUGUGGACGCCCAGUUCCAGGUGGACAAUUAUAUCCUAUGGAGAAGGGAUCGAAACGCACAUGGAGGGGGAAUAUUGGCAUAUCUAAGAUCUGAUCUACCAGGUGACAGGAAGAGGAAAUUCGAAUUCAAAUCAAUCGAGGCCAUAGAACUGGGUAUGGAUGUCAGUCCACCUUACUUAGGAUCAUGGAAGACUGGAAGAGAGCCUUGGAUGAGAAUAAGUAUGUAGCCGCAAUUCUUAUGGAUCUCUCUAAGGCUUUCGACUGUCUCCCCCAUGAUUUGCUUCUCUUAAAACUUAAACACUACGGUCUUGGAAAUGAAGCCUUAAGUCUUAUGGAAAGUUAUCUCAGUGAAAGAUAUCAAUAUGUGAAAAUCGGGGAGUUUUCUAGUUCAUUUCAACCAGUUUUCAAGGGCGUUCCUCAGGGCUCGAUACUUGGACCGAUACUGUUUAAUGUCUUUAUAAAUGAUAUUUUCGGCUUUGUCUCUGACUCUUCCAUUUAUAAUUAUGCUGAUGACAACACUGUUUCUUACUCUCAUGAAAAAGCAGAUAUAUUAAAGACCACAUUGGAAAAUGAUAGCGUAUCCCUUUUAAACUGGUUCAAUUGCAACAAAAUGAAGGCAAACCCUGACAAAUUUCAGGCAAUUUCAGUAGGAAAGAAGAGCAAAGAUUUAGAAUUAACUUUUGAUUUAGGAGAAGCUACUCUAUGCAGUGAAUCGGAGAUUAACCUAUUAGGGGUGACCAUAGAUUAUCAAUUAAAUUUCAACUCCCAUAUUACUGACAUCUGUAGGAAGGCAGCUAGGCAAUUAAAUGUGUUAAAAAGAAUAGGACACAAUCUUAAUCGUCUAAGUAAACUUACAAUUUACCAUUCCUUUAUUUUAUCAAAUUUUAGCUACUGCCCCCUUACCUGGCACUUCUGCUCGGAGAAGAAUACCACAAAAAUGGAAAACCUACAGAAAAGGGCCCUUCGUUUCAUAUAUAAUGAUUAUGUUUCUACAUAUGAUGAAUUGCUUCAUAAAUCUCUUCUUCCAACCUUAAAAGUAAGGCGUAUGCGCACACUGGCUAUAGAAACUUAUAAAAUUAUAAACAAAUCCAGCCCUCUGUUUCUUCAUGACAUCAUUGCAUUUAAAGAUCACUCUUACAGUUUUAGAUACACAAACACUGCCAUUGUGCCCAGUGUCAGGACAACCAGGUAUGGGUUGCAAUCCUUUAGGUACAGUGCUCCUAAGAUCUGGAACUCUUUACCAAAUGAAGCUAGGCAUCUUACCACCUUAAAUCAAUUUAAAAGUUUUAUUUCCACUUGGUCUGUCCCCACAUGUAAGUGUAAAUCAUGCAGAUCUUAGGUCCAUUGUAUAUAGCUUUAUAUGUUGUUUCUGCUCUUUUUAUCUAUGCAGCGUUUAUUUGUGUGUCUGCAUGGUUCAAUAGACCUUUCUUUUCUAUUUUUACUUUUAUUAUUUAUUUUUUAGUAAAUUCCAUCAGCAAUGAAAUUUUAAAUAUUUACAUGAUUAAUUUACUACCAUCAUUUAUUUUAAUUAUAUUUAAAUUAUUUUCAAAAACUCUUAUACUAUACAGAUUUUACUUGAAACAGCAAACAUAGCUAAUUGGUUUGAAAUUUAAUGAUGCUUUUAAUACAUAUACUCUUGCUUGUAGUAUUUUAUUUCUUCCUCGUAGUUUUAUGCUUUCGUAUCUGUAUAUUCUUGUGUAUUCUUGCAUGAAAGUUUUCUUUUAUUUUGUAUUCUUUUGUUAAUCUGUGAUAUGUCUGUGUAUAUGUGUACAUGCAUGCUAUGUGUCUUUGUCCUUGAUAUACUUGAAUGUGAUAGUCGGUUAAAAAGCUCUACAGAGCUUGUGUUUGACAUGUUGAAUGUAUAUAGUGCCGACUUUAAAUAAAAUUUACUUUACUUUACUUUACUUU